Molecule: messenger RNA, 1328 nt
Organism: Setaria italica (foxtail millet)
Lineage: Eukaryota; Viridiplantae; Streptophyta; Magnoliopsida; Poales; Poaceae
Product: tetraspanin-8
Exons: 1
Coding region: 196-1062 (288 amino acids)
Biological process (GO): auxin-activated signaling pathway
Cellular component (GO): plasmodesma; plasma membrane
Source: RefSeq, a predicted model, not a curated record
CCGCCGCCUCCGUGGCGAAGUCAGCCGAGCUCCCCACUCCACGCGCGCGGCACUGGGUACCUCGCGCCUCGCCAGUCGCCACGGCACCAGACCAUCACCUACAAAUACACGCGCCCGCCCACCCAAACCUGGCGAACCACAGACUCGAACCAACAACCAAGAACGCUUCCCCGCGCGCCUCGACACCCGCCCGGCAUGGCGAUCCGGAUGAGCAACAACGUGAUCUGCGCGCUGAACCUGGUAACGCUGCUGCUCUCGGUGCCCGUCCUCGCCGCGGGCGUCUGGCUCCGGUCCCGCGCCGACGGCACCGAGUGCGACCACUUCCUCUCCACGCCGGUCAUCGCGCUGGGCGCCGCGCUCGCGGCCGUCUCCCUCGCGGGCCUCGCCGGCGCCUGCUGCCGCGCCAACUGGCUGCUCUGGCUCUACCUCCUCGCCACGCUCGCCCUCGUCGCCGCGCUGCUCUGCUUCACCGCCUUCGCAUUCGCCGUCACCGCCAGCAGGCCGGGCGCGGCCGGGGACGAGCAGCCCGGCCGCCUCGGGGGCGGCUACUCCACCUGGCUGCGGCGCCACGUCGAGGGCCGCAGGAGCUGGGCCCGGAUCAAGAGCUGCCUGGCCGACGCCGGCGUAUGCAAGCGCCUGGAGGAGGACGGCGACAAGAAGGAGGCGGCGGCGGGGACGCUGGCCCGGCUCGUCGGACGCGGCGGCCUGUCGCCGGUCGAGUACGGAUGCUGCAGGCCGCCCGCGAGCUGCAACUUCACGUACGCGGGGGGCACGGAGUGGACCAAGCCCAGGCCGAGGGGCGGCGCGCCGCCGGCGGCCGACCCGGAUUGCGGGAAGUGGGACAACGACGACGACAAGCUCUGCUUCGGGUGCCGGUCGUGCAAGGCCGGCGUGGAGGGCGCGCUCAGGCGGGACUGGAAGCGCGCCGCCAUCGUCAACGCCGUCUUCCUCGCCUUCAUCGUCGCCGUCUACGCCGUCGCAUGCUGCGCCUUCAGGAACAGCCGCCGGGACAACUUCGCCUACCACAGCAGCCGCGAAUGGAAACAGGGCGGAGACGCCUAAUCGAAAUGCUAACCUGGAGGACAAUCAUCAUCAGCUGCAGCUGCUGCAGGGUGUCAGGUGGUUAGUUCAGUUUAGCAUUUGUAGUUGUAGCUUGUAUAGUUCUAGUACAAGUAUACAUGAUAGUACUUGGCUGUCUGUAUGAGCAGUGAGACAGUGACUCAGUGGUAGCCUGGUAGGCUCUGGAUUCCUUAAUUCCAUUUUCCGCUUUGUUCAUGUAUAUAACCUGGUUUUCCUUACAGUAGCUUCCAUCGUUUCCCUGUUUGUCA